Molecule: messenger RNA, 1566 nt
Organism: Haemonchus placei
Lineage: Eukaryota; Metazoa; Nematoda; Chromadorea; Rhabditida; Trichostrongylidae
Source: the annotation of a GenBank genome assembly
AUGGAUAGGAAAGCCAUCGCCGAGAAGAUCAAAAAGUUGCAGGCAAAUGCUGAGAAUGUUCAACUUGGUGGCAAAGGAACCCCUAGAAGGAAGAAGAAGAUUGUUUUCAAAACUGCUGCUGCCGAUGACAAAAAAGUUCAAAGUAAUUUAAAGAAACUGUCAGUAACAAACAUUCCUGGUAUCGAGGAGGUUAACAUGAUCAAGGAUGAUGGAACAGUUAUUCAUUUCAACAAUCCAAAAGUACAAGCUUCUGUUCCUGCUAAUACGUUCUCGAUCACUGGAGCUGGAGAAAAUAAACAGAUCACAGAUAUGCUUCCUGGAAUACUUAAUCAACUUGGACCUGAGUCGCUUACACAUCUUAAAAAAUUGGCCAAUAACGUUACAAGUCAGUUCAAACCUGCACCUGCAGAUGACGAUGUUCCAGUUAUGCGUCUUGCACGGCCAAAGUUUUCCGAAACGGCACCACUCUCUGUUGAUCCACUCGAUGCUGCUGGCUUUUCUCAACUAAUCGAAUCGGCUCUCAGUAUCAGUAAAAGUGAAGGCGACAGAAAACAUGACGUCAUUGGAGAUUAUUUCAUUGCACCGCAGAUGUUCGAAAAUAUUUAUCUCGGUGAAACAUUCACUUUCUACGUUAACUGCACUAAUGAAAGCGAUCAGAAAGUCAGCGAUGUGUCUGUCAAGUGCGAUCUGCAGACGAAUAGCCAAAGAGUAAGUCUACCAUCGAACAUUCAUGAUGUAGUUCUGGAAGGUGGUAAAUGCACUGGUCAAAUCAUCACUCAUGAAGUCAAGGAAAUUGGGCAGCAUAUCCUUAUCUGCUCGGUGAACUAUAAGACGUCUUCCGAUGAGAAGAUGUACUUCCGAAAGUUCAUCAAAUUCCCUGUCAGUAAACCGAUCGACGUGAAGACAAAAUUUUACAAUGCUGAGAAUAACGACGUCUAUCUCGAAGCACAAAUCGAGAAUACCGCUGCUACUGCGAUGAUCCUCGAACGGGUAGAACUGGAACCUAGCGCGAAUUAUACGGUUACAAGUAUUCACUGUGGUGAUGCAGAAGAACAUUCUGGAAUGUAUUUAAAACCUCGUGAUAUACGUCAAUUUCUCUUCUGCCUCACGCCUAAAGACGCUCCCAGUAAUGUAUAUAAGGAUAUGACCAACAUUGGCAAGUUGGAUAUGUCAUGGCGGACAAGUAUGGGUGAAAGAGGCCGUCUUCAGACUAGCCCGUUGCAACGAAUUGCUCCAGCUCAUGGUGAUGUUCGAUUGUCUGUGGAAAAUUUGCCGGCUACAGUACCCGUUCGUCAACCGUUCACUAUAGACUGCAAGCUUUAUAACUGCUGUGAACGAUCGCUCGAUCUGCGACUCGAGCUCUUAAAUACAUCAAAAUCGCUGGUGUUCUGUUCAAUCAGCGGAGUGUCUCUGGGACAGGUUCCACCGAACGGUAGUGUCUCCUUCAGCGUUGAGAUGCUUCCAAUUUCUAUAGGAUUCCAGUCAAUUUCGGGUAUUCGAAUAGUAGAUUCGUUUCUGAAGAAGACGUACGAUCACGACGACAUCGCUCAAGUUUUCGUGAUGUAG